CGGACAGUUCUUUGCAAUGACACAAUGGCUCCGAUAUAAAGUGUUGCUUAAUCUAAGCUAGAAGGCAAAGGAACAAAGAAACAUCAAGAGCCUAUUUGAGACCAAAGAGAACUGAACACGCAAGUCAUUUAAUGAUGGAGAAAUUUAAGGCUGCUUUGUUACUAGCAGGGGUAGGGGAUGCUUUGGGCUAUCGAAAUUUUAUUCAUGAAAACAAUGCUUUAGGUGCAAAGAUCCAAGAAGAAUUGAAAGAAAUUGGAGGACUCGGGAACCUGGUCUUGUCCUCCGACAAAUGGCCAAUAAGCGACAAUACUUUGAUGCACAUGGCAACAGCUGAAGCUCUCAUCACAGAUUAUUGGUGCUUAGAAGAUCUGUAUCGUGAACUUGUUAAACGUUAUGUUGAUGCUGUUGAAAAACUUUCUGAGAGAAGGUCAGAUCCUGCUACUAUUGAAGGAUGUUCUCAAUUGAAGCCAGAUAAUUACCUCCUUGCUUGGCAUACACCCUUCAAUGAGAAAGGUUCAGGGUUUGGUGCAGCUACAAAAGCCAUGUGUUUAGGGAUGAAAUACUGGAAGCCCGAAAGGCUGGAAACUCUCAUUGAAGUGAGCAUUGAAGUUGGACGAAUGACUCAUAACCAUCCUACAGGCUUCCUGGGAUCCCUCUGUGCAGCUCUGUUUGCUUCGUAUGCGAUUCAAGGAAAGCCACUGGUCCAAUGGGGAAGAGAGAUGAUGAAAGUUGUUCCAAUGGCUGAAGAAUUUUGCAAAAAGACCAUCAGGCACAUGGCAGAAUAUCAGGAACACUGGUUUUACUUUGAAGCAAAAUGGCAAUUUUAUUUGGAGGAGAGAGAGAUCACUGAAGAUAACCAGAAUAAACCCCAGUUUCCUGACAAUUAUGAUGCUGAGGAAAGAGAAAAGACUUACCGAAGAUGGAGUUCUGAAGGUCGUGGUGGAAGGAGAGGUCAUGAUGCACCCAUGAUUGCAUAUGAUGCUCUCUUAGGAUGUGGUGGUGACUGGACAGAACUUUGUAACCGGGCAAUGUUCCAUGGAGGCGAGAGUGCAGCUACGGGAUCAAUUGCUGGCUGUUUGUAUGGGCUACUCUAUGGCCUCAACAAGGUUCCUAAAGGCUUAUACCAGGAACUUGAGCAAAGGGAGAGGUUUGAAUACUUGGGGGAAGCUAUUUUCCAACGAUCUUCAGAAGAAAAGUAAAGAUAUUUUUAAUUAUUUUAUUUUAUAAUAAACUGGUAAUCAAUUUUGAAAACAAAUGUACAGGAGAGAAAAAAGAAAAGACCAGAUGCCCCCUUUUGUUUAAGAUUAUACUAUUUAGUAAUAACAAUUUGCUCAGCCUCCCCCAGGAUAUUAGGAUCGUUGCCUUGAAGUUUUUAAGCAUAGUUGGCAGUCAGCGUGUUAGAAUACCUUUAAAAAUUAUCCAUGUCUCUUCAAAGGUAGGAUUUUGGCAUCCAUUUCAAAAAGUAACUCCUCUAAAAAAAUCUUUAUAUGACAUGAGUUUCUGUUUCACCUUGUUAAUAAUGUCACCCUGUCAUCUGUGUGCUCAUUUUCACUCAUGCUAUCAUUCCAUAUAAAAAUCUAAUGCUAUCUGCACACUGGAGACUGCUUUCAUCAUCACCCUUCUAAAAGAGCAUAGCUACUUUUUCAUGCACUCAUUUUCCCUGAAAUUCUUAAUCCACUCUCCUGUCACUUCCUUUUAAUGUAACUUUUUUUUUGUCAGACUUGCAACACCAUUUCUUU
Messenger RNA from Thamnophis sirtalis, 1739 nucleotides. RefSeq names its product inactive ADP-ribosyltransferase arh2. Gene Ontology annotation, biological process: protein de-ADP-ribosylation. NCBI's taxonomy places the organism in Eukaryota, Metazoa, Chordata, Lepidosauria, Squamata, Natricidae. The record is from RefSeq and is a predicted model, not a curated record. Gene Ontology annotation, molecular function: ADP-ribosylarginine-[protein] hydrolase activity; magnesium ion binding.